CUCUGCUUUCCAGCUUCAACAGAAGGCCGCAUCACUGCAAUCAGGCUCGAGAGAAGAGAUCGUUGGCGCCGUAAAUCUCCGUUUUCCAAGUACCUAGGUAUUCGAAGCUGUAGACUGUAGCUUCCCGUAGCUUCCCGUAGCUUCCCACGAGCUGGAAGUCGUGGCGAAUGAUGGCAGAUGCUGGGGGGUCGCUCUUCCCGCUGUUCCCGUCGGGGCAGCAAAGGAUCAACACCAGCAGCACCGGGGCAGCAGCCACAGACUGGCUUGUCAACACCAGUUUCGCUGAAGAGCUGCUGCCAGCGUCAGCCCCCGUGCCCCAGGUCUUUGCAGCAGCGCAACUCUUAGAGUCAUCAGAUGAGGAAGCCUCUCCCAAGGAGGGUGAAACAAGUAGACGUCAGGCUGCGUCAAUUGAUCAGGCGGAGGUGCCAGCUGACCCUGGUGUUAUCCGCAGGAAAGAUGAUGAAGCCAGGGGACGUGCGGAAGGCAGAUUAGACAAUGAAGCCGAGCAUGAUUUUCGGAAGGAAGGCGCCGGGCCAAGUGACCAGCACAGAGAGGGUCGAUCACGGCACAAGCGGAGGAGAAAGCAUAGGAGCCGAGAGAGGGACGGCAGUGCGUCAGACGAAAGUCGGGAGCGGAGGCAUCGGAAGCGGCGGAAAGAGCGGGAGAAGGAGAAAGAGAAGGCCAAGGCUGAGGCUGCAUCCCUGGAGCGCUUGCGAGUCCCUGCUGGGACGGACAGGAAGGCAGCGGUUAAGACCUGGGUGGAGGAGGCGCCGCUGACGUCGGAGUACUAUUUCGACACAAAAGGCGAUCGGGAUAACCUGGCGUUUGGCUCACUGUACAGAUUGGAUGUGGCCCGAUAUCAUCGACAACCCAGCCAGUUCGUAGAAAGUGUUGGCUCCAAGCGUGGGCGUUUCAGUGGUCUGCAGGAGCCGGAAGAGGAUGCGUCCGCUCAGGGGGUAGGCGAGAAGCGAUACUGGGGCCCGGGGCAUGCCCUCAAGGAGAAAAGCAAGAAGCUCAAGAGGGUCAAAGCCACCCCCAGGCCCGGAGGACGCCCCUCCACUCCUCCGGGGGGCUACAUUCCCCUCUUGGAGACCCCCCUGCCAGAGUCAAAUGCGGACGAGGGCCCUGUCGAGGAGGGGGAGAGCUUUGAGGACAGUCUGCUGCGACGUACUCGGGAUUUCAACGAGCUGACCCGGACAAGGCCUCAGGAGCUGCAGGGGUGGCUCGACUUUGCCGCGUUCCAGGACGAGUUUGUCAAAAUAGGGCGCAAGCGGGAGGCGGUGCAGGCGCUGGACAAGAAACUGGCCAUCUACGAGAAGGCGCUUGAUCAUCACCCCGACAGCGACGAGCUCCUGUUGGCUUACCUCACGGCCUCGGCCCAGCGCGACGACGCGCCGACGCUGCAGGCCAAGUGGGCCAAAGUCUUGGAACGGCUCUCGGGGAGCUGUCUGCUGUGGCGGGAAUACAUCCGGCUGCGCAAGGGCCAAUACUCGAGCUUCUCGGUGUCGGACGUGCGGGGAGUGUACGCGCAGGCACGUGCCGCGCUCGCGCAAGAACGGAACAGGGUCCGGCGAGAAGGGGCGGGAGAGGACAAGGUCGGUCAAGUCGAGCGGGAUCUAGUGCGCAUCUUCCUGGACGCAUGCCUUUUUGAAUGGCAGACGGGGCACCACGAACUGGCCGUCGGCCUCCUGCAAGCCCAAGCCGAGUACUCGGUGUUCGGCCCCCGGAUACAGGCCAGCGAGAGCAGCAAGCAGACGCUGUUCCAGCGGUUCUGGGAUUCGGAAGCCCCCCGGAUCGGGGAAAGCGGCGGGGUUGGCUGGGGCACGUGGCUCGCCAAAGAGGAAGAACGGCUGCAGAACUGGGGCGGGGGGGUUGGCGAAGAGGAAGAGGAAGAGGAGGAGAAGGGGGGUUGGUCUGGGUGGCAGGAUUUGAAAGAAAUAGGGGGGCCGGGGGCUGAAAGUGACUCCGAGGGGGGGAGGGAAUCCGAGGGGGAGGAGGAGGGUUCUGAGGGGGCGGCGAUUGAGGAAGAAAGCGACGAGGCGCUUCUGAAGAGGCUGGGCAUCAACCUCGAUGCGGCCGAUGCCGUGGACGCAGCAAGUGUUGACACAUGGCGCAAGUGGGCCGUCGAGGAGGAGACACGUGGCGAGCAGCAGUGGCUCCCAGUGCGGCCGAAAGAGGGGGAGCUUUCCGACGGCGGAGGAACGGACGGCGAGCUGCAGCGGACGGUGCUCUUCGACGACGUACAGCCGUUUCUGUUUUCGCUGGAAACUGACGCUGCGGGGGUGGAGCUUUUGGCCGGGUUUGGGGGAUUCUGCGAAGCGCCCAUACCCCUGCUGAGCACUUCAAACGACGCUCAGUUGACGGGGUCACGGGAGGUCAUAACAGGCAGUUUACGGGACCACCUCAUAAGAGCGACAGCGGAAGAAGAAAAAGCUGAAGUCAGCUUUACGUCAGCAGCAGAUGCAGUGCCUGAGGUUGGGCAGACCGAGCUUAGACCUGCCAAAGGGGGAGAGGUCCUGGUCAACCUCGUAGGGGGCCCCGUCUGGCUGGACCAGGACCCCCCCCGAAGGCGGCAGUUCGCAGCCAACCUACUGCUCCAGGCCUCAGGGGCUUUCCCUGCGUCAGCGCCAAUUGCACGAGCCCUGCUGGCGGUGACGUCAGCCGGUGACGUCAGCGGGAAGGAGGCACGUGGCCUUGCGAAAGCGCUUCUGAAGGGGCGACGAGAGGACCUCACGUUGUGGGGGGCGUAUGCAGAACUAGAGGCGGCAGCCGGAAACGUCGGCGCGGCUCGGAAGGUGUUCGGAACGGCGCUUGGGUCCGUAUCCGCACUUCAACCUGAUGCGCGGGAUAAGGCGCCGGAGCUGUUUCUGAGUUUUGCCGAAAUGGAGUUGCGACUGGACAGAGCAACGGACGGCCAGGAUGAAGCGAGGGGGGAAAACAACGGUCACAUUGGCAGCGGCCGCCGGGCGGCGCUGCAUAUUCUGGCGUGCUUUGGCGAGGGGGAGGCGUUCAAGCCUGCGGAGGCUGGCGUCGUACCCCCGUCAAGAAUACUGAAGGCCAAGAACGGCUACCGAGACAAACUGCAACAGAUUCGCGCCAACACCCUCCGCCACCCGCUGACCGACGCUGACGUGGCAACAGUAGCGUGCGCCGCACUUUUCGAGGACCUCUCGGGUGGCGACUGGCAAGCGGCCGCCGCCACCUACGAGGACGCCCUCAACCUAGGAUUGCCCGGGAAGCGCGCCAAGAGCCCCCAGUACGAAAAAUUAGUCCAACGGUAUAUACAAACCCUGGCGCAAACCCCCGCUAAACCCGCCCGGCAGCGGCAGGCGGUCCUCCGGGGCCUGGCGACAUUCCCGAAAAACCCGGAGCUGUUGAGUGCGCUCGUGCGGGGCGAGGCGCACCAGGCGCUCGCGAACCGGCUGCGGCGCUACUUUGACACGGAGGGCGCAAAGGCGCCAUCGACGGUUGGGUGGCUGUUCGCGCUGGCUUGCGAGAUGGGCCGCCCAGGUGCGGCGGCGCGCAUCCGGAGCCUCUUCGAAAGAGCGUUAUCGACGCAUGAGACAAGCCAGUCGGUCGUCCUGUGGCGAGCCUACUUGGCGUACGAAGUGGAAGCGCUCAAGCAGCCGUCCCGACCGUCCGAUCGUCCGGAUGCUGCGCGAAGAGUCUUUUUCCGGGCGUUGCAUGCGUGCCCUUGGGCAAAGACGCUGUGGCUAGACGGGUUCAAGCGCCUGACGGAAGCGGGGGCGCUGACAGGGAAGGAGCUCGGCGACCUGUGCGAGACGAUGAUAGAAAAGGAAAUGAGAAUCAGGACGGACAUCUACGAGAUCUUACUGCAGGAGACAGAAGCAGAGAACUUAUGAAACGAAAGCUGCCGCCUUUUAUUAUGAGAUCACCGCGAAUUACUGCAGCGCUUUGCAUCCGAUUUCACUAGCGUCUCCAACGAAAUGGCGGAACUGAUUUAACGUGAUCAUGUACUGAAUGUAGCUAAGCGGUGAAGUCUUUCAGGAGAAAGUGAUUCAGCCCUGAAUGUCUCACGGAUCAAAAGGGUUUGAAGGGGAGUAAUCCAUGCUUCUUGUUAGCAGACAGCCAUUGAAGAGGGCCAAAUUCUGAGAUGAUAGUUAACGGGUUGCUAUAUACUACCUGAACUUCAAAAGAGGCGCUGCUGAUAGGUAGGUCAUGUAUUCUAGCUGAAACUGCAAGGAAGAAAUUCAGCCCAAUGAGCUAGAUCUAUUUUGCAACCGCAUAUAAUAAAAGUCGCCGUUUGCAAAUUGUCGAGACGUUCUGC
Klebsormidium nitens is the source of this 4288-nucleotide messenger RNA. NCBI's taxonomy places the organism in Eukaryota, Viridiplantae, Streptophyta, Klebsormidiophyceae, Klebsormidiales, Klebsormidiaceae. The record is from the annotation of a GenBank genome assembly.